Molecule: messenger RNA, 9192 nt
Organism: Amoebophrya sp. A25
Lineage: Eukaryota; Dinophyceae; Syndiniales; Amoebophryaceae
Source: the annotation of a GenBank genome assembly
AGACUGUCUGCAAAAAAUGAAUGUGUUUCUACCUUCACCCUUCCCCUGACCCGUACAGAAUGUUGUACAUUAGACAAUAUUAGUACUGGUAUAAUAGUAUACUCGUCAGCGUCGACUUGAUGUAAUUCGGUUUUUCAUUCGCGGUAGAAUGACUUAGUUUCAUCUUUACUACAACUAGAUGACAUUAACAGCGCGGCGUAGCCAUGGCCUUGAUGUUAGUUGAAUGAUUUCAUGGAUCGUGGUCGUGCCUUACUCUUGAUCUCGUCGGGAAACUCCCGUUUGGAUUCUACUUGAAUUUCUUUAUCAUGUGAUUGAAACAGAAAAUAUAAUGGACGGCUUUCGUGAAUUCCGCGACGUUAAGGAUUUCCUUAAAGGAAAUGGUGCCCAAAUCCCAGACGACGUGACUACGGUGCUUCUCGGUGAGUGCACUCACGGCACCCACGAAUUUUACCAAUUGCGAGCUGAGAUAACGAAGUAUCUCAUUGAGGUACUUCAAAUUCAAUUUCAUGUUGGUGUAAAGUUGAUUUUUUUUUCUCGAUGCUUUUCAUCCUGUGAAGACUUGUGUAGGUUGCUCCUUUUCAUCUUGUGAGUGUAGGUCGUCGUCGUGUUCGAUUAGACUUCUUUUCGUGCAUCUGUGUGGUUAAUGUUAGAAAUAGUCUCAACAUGACUACUUUUAUCAGUUUCACCAUACGUCCACUUUUGCAGUUCAAGAAGUUCACGUGUGUGCUGUGUGAGUCGGAUUGGACGUUCAUGUGGCACAUGAACCAGUAUGUUUAAGGCUCUAGUCCCGCCAAAUGCAUCUUUGAAAACGCAUCCCCAAAUACUUUUUCUAGGGUAAAUAUAUAGUUCCUGUAAGAACAUCAGUUGUUGGCUGUCUCUAUCAUCAUCAUCAUCAUCAUCAUCAUCAUCAUCAAAAGAAAUAGACCGCCGCAGACAUGCCUUGUUUCCACCACGACAAAGAUUAAUUUUAUGAUUAUAUAUGAAUAUGUUUUAGAGCUGCACGGCAUCCCCCCCGUGGUAUGGUCUGUGGUGGAGCGCGCGCGCGCUUUUCCGCGCUGAUUUUCGCGGAUUCUAGUGGUGGAAGGCGUCACAACUUGGCGCAGGCGGUCCCUUGCGCCUCUCUCCGUGUUCCUCAUGGACCUCCUGGCCUCUGCUGACCCUCGCAGGCGGGAGGGCUCCGGGGUAAAAGGCCGCCGAAGGCGGCGACGGUCGCAAGAGCCAGCAAGCCGAUGACCAAGGGCCCGGAGGGUACAGGCCGCACGGCUCAGGGGGUCCAGCCCCUCGCCUUUUGCCGCCUUCGGAGGCAUUCCACAACCGGCGCGCUGCUGCGGCGGCGAAGCAUAUCGGAGGCACUCAGGGCACAAGCAGGCACCUGGAAGGGGGCGCAGGCGGUCCCUUGGGCCCGUUUUGAAGCCUCCCACCUACCUCGGAGCAGGCCUUUAGGGAACAGCCAGGCAGCUGGAAGGGAGCGGAGGCGGUCACUUGGCCCCCUUAUUUAGAGGCCUUCCACCCCCGGCAGACGCCUGAAAAAGGGGCCCGGGGCUGCGCGGUGCCCUCCCCCCUACGCUAGGGGGGGGCGCCGUCGCCUUGCGCCCUGGGUCAUAUAUAAUUUUAGGUAAAAAGGUCCUCUUCCUCAUCCUCUAAUAUUGGCACCGGAAGAAAAGCAAGAUGUUUCCCGACAGUAUUCGGUUUCCUGACUGGAUGUGGAAAAACGAACCAUUUCACGACUUAGUGGAGUGGAUGCGGCGAAGAGCAAGCUCUGAUGGCCCCUAUCUUUUUGGACUGGAUUGCUACUGUCGCGAAGAAUCGAAAGAGGAGUGUUUGAAAUUUUUCGACUUCCACGAUAGAGAAGGCUUGGGAAAGGACUUCCGAAAAACCUUAUAUCCGAGAGAACGGCCUGAUUUGUGGCCGCAGAUAUUGUCCAAGCUGCAAUGGGAAAUAGGGGAAGACGAUAAUUAAGGCUCAACUUCUUUCAUUGGUCACCAUUUAGAUCGGGGUCACUGAGUAGAUCGAAGAGGGGCGCCCGUCAGUGAGAGAACAGGGGAAAAUGAAGGAAAAACAAGGGGAAAGGCGUGGCGCCCUUUUCUUUCAGAAUCAAUGACCACUGAGUGUCGACCUUUAAGACAAGAAAAAUAAAAUCCUCCAAUCCUCGCUGAGCAGAAAAGGAAGCAGUUGUAUCUUUUUUAGCUUUAGGCUAGAGUUGGAGUGUCAGUUUUUUUCAUCCUGCUCUCCUGUUGCUGCUUCCUUGCAAAGUUCCUUUUUACCUACAAAUUUUAUCGACAAAGACGAGAAACCCCAGCAAAGAUCAUCAUCCGCAACUAUAGCAACUACGAUGAAUCUGAAUUAUACCACAACAUCUUCAAUCACAGCCCUCGGCGACCGCACGACCGCUGAUGGAUCUAGAGGUGGCGUUUUGCUCUCGUCUUCCAAAUUUCGCGGAUGCUCAAAGCUGGAUCAGUUCAACGCUGAGCAAAACCUAGAGUGUAUGAUCGCAGCUGACGAGUACUACUCGAAACAGCGACUGGAACCGCCAGGCUCUCGCGCCUCGUGGAAUGCGAGAGAUCAGCACAUGAUGACAACCAUCAUGAGGCUGAAGGCCAACUCGCAGGAACUUUUUGGUACAGUUAUUUCUACUUUUGCAGUUGCUGUAGUAACAACCUUGUGUUUUUAUCAUCCAUGAAUAAUUGCAACACUCAGUACUGAUGUAUAUUUCUUAUACUUUGUGUCAGUUCUUGCCCACUAUCUGCGAUGAAGGUGAUUUUCUUCACGAUAUAUAAUGAUGCUCAUCUUUCUCUCUCUUCAUUUUUCUAGGAAUUUAAAUUUUUGAUCAUUCAAGAAUAGUGCGACUUCACUAAGUUUCUGUUUGAAUGUUGAAGUUCGCUUUGUUACCUCAACUCACGAUAGUUCUUUCGGUCUCUACAACUAGGUAUCCCUGAGAACGAGCUGAAAGUGGUUGUCUGGGCUCACAACAGCCACGUGGGAGACGCCACCGCAACGCCGAUGGGCGGGGAAAACUUUCUUAGGAACGAGAAGUGGAAUCUUGGUCAAAUGUGUCGAUCCACCUUAGAAAACGUCUUCAUUGUGGGAUUCUACAGCUACCACGGUGAAGUUCGUGCGGCUCACAAAUGGGGCGCCGACGGACAGGUGAUGAAGCUGCAGAAAGGUCUGCCCGCCAGUUUGGAGGCGUGUUUGCACAUGCGAUUUAAAGGCAAGCAGGGGUAUUUUGCAGCAGGGAGCUUCAUCUCUGAAGACACCGAAGCGCCCAGUGGGAGCGCUUUAGCACGCGCACGAAGCUCUCAGAGGAACAGUCGAGCAGCAAAAAAGUCAAAACCCUCAUCAGGCUCCAGUGGGGGAGUCGUCGUUGGCACUUCUGCCGCCAGCUCAUCGAGCGUUUCAUGCGACUACGCGCCUGGGCCCUUGCAAGUUCCCUAUAGAUGCGUGCACACAGAAGUCUACGCCACACCCGAUGUGCAACCACCCGGUCGUGGCUCGGAAGAGGGUAGUGCAGCGAAGAGGCGGAAGCUAGACCCGUCGGUGCCUUUCGUUGGGGUAAAGAGGUACUUCUAGUUGUACUACUAGUGUCUAAUAUUCCUAAGUUGUGCCUGAUUGAAUUGCGAGAAGAUUCCAUUUUUGUGCAGGCGUCCGGAUCCGGUCUUCGAUUUGUGAAUAUGAAGAUCAUAUUCCUGAAAUAUCCGAGGUUAAGAUCAUUAAAACUCUUCAUUAUAAUUUUUCUUCGCGACGACCUCCACGUCCACAAGAAGAACAACGAACCUAGUUGUACACAUGAUACACUAGGCAAACCAUCGAGGGAACUCAGCGCUCGCUAGCACAGGUGCGGUUGCAGAUCCAGAACUACGAUUCUGCUGGUGCUCUUGACGGUUGGUGGGUUACUGAGGCUUAUCCCGGUCGCGACGCUGUCCGAAGAACAAGUCAGAUCCAGUGUCUUCCUGUUUCCACCAUCGACAAACUUGAAGGCGGAAAGCAGCCCUUCACUUCCGAAGGCUGCGCACUGUUGUCUAAUCAUCCCCUCCUGCAGCGCUGGGUCGGGGUCCAGUAUCAUCCAGAAACUGAGUUUUCGUCGCAUUACGGAGAGAUGUGUGUCGGCAGAUGCUAUGAUCUCAUUGUCUUUGUGGACAAGACAAACGCGUUGAGCGUAAAGAUUCCUGAGCGAGUACCUGUAGCGGACCAAUUACGUGAGGAGCAAAGGAGCAGCGCGGGCGGAACUGAGAAUAAUCCCAGCAGUAGCGCUGCUCCACCCGCGGUCGUGGGUUCCUUUGCAGGCACGAUUAAGAAUAUCAAAGAAGCGAUGAAGCCGUCAAGAACGAUGAGUGAGGAAGCGGGAGCUUCUUCUGCAUCAUCAAGCAGCCAGAAAAAACAAUUGACCGCGGAGCAAGAAAGCGGGCAGGUGAACAAGCGACUUCUGACGGAGUUUCGCCGCAUUCUGAAGAAUCCAAUUGAAUACAUCGACGCACGGCCUCUAGAGACUAAUCUCCUAGAGUGGCACUUCGUAAUCUCAGGCGUGCAAGACCCGUACACAGGAGGAAAAUACCACGGCAUCUUGGAGUUUCCGCCUGAUUUCCCGAUGAAGCCGCCAAGUAUCAAAAUGCUCACGCCCUCUGGACGUUUCGAGAUCAACAAGCGCAUUUGUCUCUCAAUGUCCGAUUUUCACAAGGAGAGCUGGAACCCAGCGUGGACGAUCGAAAAAAUCCUCAUUGGUUUAAUGAGUUACAUGUACGAGGAGACAAACGAAUCCAUCGGAAGCAUCUUGGUUAUGGCCGGACGACUAAGUACUUGACCUUGGACUGCUUAAUAUCCUGACAACUAACUUAAAUUGUAAUGAACAUGAAGAACUUCAAGAACUUCGACCCGAAGAACAAGAAGCCUUGGCCUACUUAUUACAUUACUUACAAGUGCUACUGCUACUGAUCCUGUUCUGCCUUUAUUUUUUCACAACAUGGAUGCACGACGAUGGUGGAAGCAGGCAGACACUUGGUGUUGUAUUAUCAAAAAUGAACGUAGUUUGAACAUGAACUUGAAGGUAUUAUAUAAUAAUAUACAUACUAUUAUCGAACGGAAACCCUCUUUCACUUUCAAAAAACCAAAAUUUUUUCAUAUCGCCCUUAUUACCAUUAGAAAAUAGGUAGUUUAUUAAUUAAGUAGCUUUUUAAACUAGCUAGUUAAGAAAUUGGCGUGGCUGUGGAGCGAGCAGGCAGCUCUGUCCGGCGAGUGGCAAGAGUGGCUGCCUCACGUGGAUGGCAGGACUCUCCACAGGAUGGCAAGAAUGAGAUGAAACUGAAGAAAUUUGAUGGCUUUGUGGUGUGCGGCACCGUGGUGCCGCGCACCGAGAUAGAGUCAAAUUUCUGCCGUUUCAUCACAUUCUUCUCAUCCAGUGAAGGCUUCUGCCAUGGUACCUGUCGCAACCACCCUUGAUGCUACCAGCCGGACAGCUCCACCUGCUCCUCCGCAGCCACACUUGCCACUUAACUAGCUAAUUCAACUACAUACUUAAACCCAAUAGCUACUUUUAAGCCUCUAUACAAGGAGUAUGAAAAAAAUUUUGGUUUUUUGAAAGUGAAAGAGGUUUUCUGAUCGAUAACUAUUACUAAUAAGUGAGACAUUGACAUCAAGUAACGAUGAAACCCCUGAAUAUGAAAAAAUCCCAGCCAGCGUUCAUACUUAAAAGCAAGGAGGAUCGACGGCGAUAUGCCAAGGCCAGCAGCUAUUUUAACGCCCAGAAUGAGAUUUAUGUGGAGCUUUUUCAUGCAGUGGAGGAAGAAGAGCAGCAGGAGCAGCUACAGAAGCUGCGGACGCUGUGGAAGGCCAACGAGGUAGCCGGCGAUGCUGGGUCUGCAGUUAGUGAGAAGGCCUGCCGGUACUGUUUCGUAGACACUGGCGUUUUGGUGGCGCCUUGCGAAUGCCGCGGCAGCACCCAAUGGGUCCAUUUGCAGUGCCUGCGGCAGUGGCAGAAGAGCAUUCUCGUUACGCAGAGCACUCACCCGCGCUAUCAAACCAGGAUAGAUGAGAUUUGCAACAUCUGCGACCGCCCUUUCAAAAAAGAGUUCCAGGCGCCGUCAAGGAGAGACACGAUCCUCGAAUACACGGGUGAGGACAUCCCCCAAUUAAUCGUGAAGGGCAACUUGCUAGUCAGCUCGCGGCCCAAAAGCGAGAAGAACUUCGAAAUCAUCGAGAAGCAUCCGGAUAUCGCGGACAAACUUUUGCACUUCACAGAGAGCGUCUACCUGAUCUGCCUUUGCGAGCCCUACGACCCCAACAAACGCGGAGGCGGUGCCCUUUUGGCGAUUAACUGCGCAAACAACCGCUUGCUGGACCGACUGCCCGAUCGGGUCAACCGCGCUUUACCAGGAGACCGGUACGAAUAUUUCGUUUCGCCCAAGCAAAAGUGGGAUCAGGACUACAAGCAGACCGUGGAUGCGCUUGUGGUGCUUGGAAUUCUUGUUAAGGCGAAAAGAUAUAGUUGCAGAAGCAUUGUUUUUCUUACAACCAACUUGCAUUUGUAUUUCGAUUUCGUAAAUCAUAAUCGUGAAAAUUUCAAGUCCUAUUAUUGGUCGUUCGUCUAGUAAUUCGUCACCUGUUCAUCUCUGACCGUAUAAACCACUUAUAUUCUAGCUCUAAUUGCGACCCAGUCGAGCACCGCAUUGGGGGUCCUGUAGAACCGGCUGAGGCCUUCGGCUUGAUUGACUUGCCGGCGUUGACAGAUGCUAGCUUGUUGCAGGAGAAGGUAGACGAGAGAGAUUUGGUUGAUUAUGUAACGAGCUGUUUGCUAGCACAGCAAGAUGAAAAUGGUGGAGAUGAAUUUCCUGUUGAUGAGGAAGUACAUCUACAUGCAGCUGGUCGUGAGGUGGUCUACGACGCGUCUUCUUCAGGUCGUGGUCGUGCAAGUCGUGGAGGUUCUCUUUCAGGUCUACUCGGAGGUGGUGGAGCGCGCAAAAGUAGUCGUAGCUCUUUGGCUUCAGGAGGUGCAUCAUCCACUGGCAAGAAAAGGAUCCAAGCCAGUUUGAGUACGGUUCUAUCGAUCGCGAGUUCCGAUCCUUUGUCAUGGCAGAUGGCUCAGAAGUUGCGAAUCAAAAACACGCUCUUCGGUGGGGAUUUGUCGCUCAUCAUCGCUCUGAUUUGCAAUGUUUGGGCACGAAAGAAGAGCCGAGAAUUGCGUACAUCAGGGACGACGACUUCUACUGGGACAUCAUCAAAUAUUAAUCGUGGAGCUACUGCUGGUGCAACCUCGUCGAGGAGUUCCACCUCGACGAGGACGAGGAGCAUGAAUCACGACAGCGAGACUGGGAGUCAAAUUGUUGGAGGCCUAAAACUCUUUUGGGGUUAUGCCAGCUGGAAUGCCACGCAGCUUUUGGGGGAAAUUGCGCGUCGUAGCUGGGGUCUGGUGGUGUCCUCCAGUGACUUGUCCUUUCAACACUGGAAUCGAACGCUUGGGGAGUGGGAAGACCUAGUAGAUAACAGCGUAGUCGCCAAAGAAAGCGAAUAUGCUGCGUAUUGAGGUACUAGUAGCGGCGAAAAAUACAUAUUUUUGUUUUUGAGCAAGUUGUAGAUGAAGAUCUCCUGGCUACUGGUCUACUUGUUAAACAUCGUCUUGUCCAUUCAUCAAUAUUGAGCAAGUAGAUGAAGAUGCUGCUCCUGAACCUGAUGGCAAGAACAACUACAACUACAUCUACAACUAGUUAGAAGAGGUUUUGUGUAUCUAUAAGUUUUCUUUUAAUUGAUAAUCAGAAUCAGUUCCUCCUGCGGCUGUGUGUUUUUUCUAGUAGGGAAAAAUCACAUAGCAGAUUUUUCACUUUCUAUCGCUUUGAUACAUUCAACAGCACAUAUUGAUUCACUUAGACAUUACGAAAUAUUUCUCCGCGGCGAUUGUCUUCACUGUCAUGUAGUGCUGUGAACAACAUAUAAGGGUAAACGUCAAAGAUAAGGAUGACGAUGGUAAAGAACUUCCUACGAAAACAAGCGUGUGCAAAGACGUGCUGGGCACAAUUGUAGAAAAGAAGAUAGGGCAGAGGCACACGCAGAUCAGAGUAGACUGCUCAAUGAAAUGUUGUAAAGUUGAAGUUGUAGAUCAAAUACAUAAGUAGACUGACAUUACAACUCGUUGAACAACGCGAAGUCAGGAGCUGAUGAAUGCUUCCAAGCCCCUAGAUGAAUUGCAGACCUUUAUGGCUCAUAUAGACAAACAAUAACAAAUUUAUAGUUCGUUGUACUAAAAAAACCUCAACACUAUGUUAUUCUCGAUGCAAUUUUUGAAGACGCAGGAGACGCUGUUCUGGCACAGAAGAUGAUGAAUACUUGUUUUGCUUUGACGGUGGCAAAUCGAAAUCCAAAUAGGAACUUUAGCGCUGAUCGACUUUGGUGGACCAGCAAUUAUGAAUGCUUGUAAGAAUAGUUUGGUCGAAUUCGAACAGGAGUUAUGUGCGUGAUGAAGGAGCUGCAAGUCGUGAAACAUUAACAUGAUGAAUGAAUUAUCGGAUGCUUUUGCCAUUGCCACCAUUUUUAUGCAGUACUAUCUACUCUACUAACUCCAUGGUCGCUGGCCCUCCUGGUGCUACAUGAUCAUCAGAGCUGAAACUUCUACUUAAUACUUGCAGCCGGCCUAUAGGAUUAUAAUAGUGACCCUGAAACAGAAACGCCAAUUCUUUCGAUGAAGAUGAAGGCGAGGACACACGGUAUCAUGAAAUGACAAGACAUCGAAAUGAACAGUCAAGCAGAAAGAGAAUUGCAUGUUUUGGUAAUGACCUUCAGAUAAAGUGGUGCAUCAUAAUUCCAGUUUCAUCACGACCACGUCUACUUCAAGAUUUGAAGAAGCCAUGACGCUUUAUUCCUGUUGCUGUGCAGUGAGUGGGUUAAAUUACUUACUACCAAUGACAAUUCAACAGCAACAAGCUAGAGUAGCGGGCAGAAGUCGCCAGGGACAUCAAUCUUAGUCAGCUUGCCGAAUAGAUUCGCGCCGUCUCUACUAGGUGGGGCUGCCAAACUCUUAGUAGCACAUCUUACCAAGGUCAAGAAGUUUAUCCGUCUGCGAUUUCUCAGGAUGAGUAAAAAGAAUGGGAUUUGCAAGAUCACGACAUGAAAAAUUCUAAAGAGAGAGACGAUUUCUGUCCGACUGAUAAAAUCUGAAGCGUUAAUAUUUGAGUCGACGUGUGAGUACAAGAGUUGAGGACAGGAGCACGAGGG